This is a messenger RNA of Pochonia chlamydosporia 170, 570 nucleotides long. RefSeq lists its product as hypothetical. Bases 1 to 570 code for a protein of 189 amino acids. The record is from RefSeq and is a predicted model, not a curated record. The transcript has 2 exons. NCBI's taxonomy places the organism in Eukaryota, Fungi, Ascomycota, Sordariomycetes, Hypocreales, Clavicipitaceae.
AUGCGUUUCACCACCUUCCUCGUCUCUGGCGCCCUUGCUGCCGUUGCUGUCGCUCAGUCUACCACUACCACUGCCAGUGCUCCUAAGUCUUCUUCCGAGAUUUGCCUUGCGAAGUGCCCCGCGGGUGACGUUGUGUGCCAGUCUCACUGCAUCACUGUUCCCUCUCCCAACGACCAGAACGCCAACGACACCACCAAGUGUGCGGCGGAUUGCAAGCAGGGAGACGGCUCCCAAGCCCAGACCGAGGCGUUCGCCAAGUGCGUCCAGGAUUGCAUUGCCAAGCACUUCUAUGUCUCCAGCGAGGGAACGCCCAAGGCUACCGGAGGCAGCGGUGGCUCCGGUUCUGGUUCUGGCUCCGGCUCCGGCUCCGAUGCCACCGCUACCGGCACUGGUGCCUCUCCCACCAAUACUGGUUCUGGCUCUGGAACACAGACUACUGGUUCAGGUUCGGGUACUGGUACCCAAACUGGCUCUGGUGCCGCUGCCAGCAAGACCGGUGCCGCUGCUGGCUUGACUGUUGGUUCUUCUGGCGCUUUCAUUGGUGCUCUUGCUGCCCUCCUUGCCCUGUAA